AUUUUAAAUCUUUUUCUUAUUUCUAUUCCAAAUAAAAUGCAUCAAGUUCCCUUCUCUUGUUCCUGCGCCAUUUCCUUCUCUUGUUCCUGCGCCAGUUUUUUUAGUUGUUAUUAUACCAAUUAUAAGAGUUCCAUUAUAGUUUAAGCUUACAAGUAUUUUGAACAUCAGUCAAAUUCUUACUGUAAUGCUUCAGGUAUCCUCUUUUCACAAUAUAUAUUAAAUCUUACGUAGCUACGAAAGGGAGAAAAAGCGAUGUAAUUUUGGUCCUGUUUUUAUUUGCUUUGGCCCUGUCCCUCAUUGAGCUGUAAACCACAUCCACAUGCAGAGCUGUCCAUCAUGAUGACCUCUGGAACUGUCUGGCUCAAAGUGGUGAGAGGAUCCAGCAAGAUUUCCCAUCUAAAUGAUGACUCAGCUCUGUUCUUCUGGCAAGAGGCAGAGUUCUGUGAAGAUCCUCAUCUGACUGUACAUGGAAUCAGUUCCCAUGAUUUACAUCAAGGAAGCCUGGGAAACUGUUGGUUUGUGGCUGCUUGUUCUUGCCUAGCUCUUCGGAAGAAGCUGUGGCAGAAGGUGAUCCCAAAUAUUAAGGAACAGGACUGGGACCAAAAGAGACCAGAGAAAUAUGCUGGAAUCUUUCACUUCCGUUUCUGGUGUUUUGGAGAAUGGAUUGAUGUGGUCAUAGAUGAUCGGUUGCCAACCAUAGACAAUAAGCUGAUCUACUGCUCUUCUAAGGAGCCCAAUGAAUUCUGGAGUGCACUUCUGGAGAAAGCUUAUGCAAAGAUGGCAGGUUGUUACGAAGCUUUGGAUGGGGGCAGCACAGCCGAGGCAAUUGUCGAUUUCACAGGAGCCGUAGCAGAAUCCAUCAACCUGAUUGAUGGUAAUUAUGACUAUAGUAUCAUCGAACAGGUGAAACUCUUUAGAGAAUUGCUGAAAGUUCAUAAAAGGGGAGGAUUGAUCAGCUGCUACAUCAUGCCUUCAUCCUUCAGUGAUUUUGAAGUAGAGACGGACAUGGGUUUAAUCAAAGGUCAUGCCUAUUCAGUGACAUCUAUCCUGAAAAUGUCUGUUGGACAGAAGAACCUGUGCAGUAGAAAGUCUGAGAAACACUUCAUGAUCCGAUUAAGGAAUCCUUGGGGAAAUAAGGAAUGGAAUGGAGCAUGGAGUGAUGAAUCUGAGGAAUGGAAGAAAGUGACCAAAUCAGAGCGCACAAGAUUAGGUCUCACCUUUGAAAAUAAUGGAGAAUUUUGGAUGACAUUUGAAGACUGGUGCAAAAACUUCACUGAUGUGGACAUUUGUCGGAUUGUGAAUACCUCUUUCUUCAGUAUCCAUAAGACCUGGGAAAAGAAAAUGAUGCGUGGACAGUGGACAAAGAAUCCAAAUGCCAUGUUAAAUCGCUCUGGAGGGAGUUUAAACAACGGAAUCACCUUUCUCCAAAACCCUCAGUAUAUUUUUGUUGUAAAGAAGGUGGAAGACAAGGUCUUGAUCUCUCUACAGCAGAAGGACCAACGGGUUCACCGAAAAGAAGGGUCAGGAGAUAAUCUUGUUAUUGGCUUUGAAAUUUUCAAGGUGGAGGAUAACAGAGAAUACCGCCUGCACCAAUUGAAAAUACAAGAGAGGAUAACUAACUUCACCUACCUGAACAAUCGCAUCGUGUAUUUAAAAGUGCUUCUCAAGCAAGGCCGAUACCUUUUGAUCCCAACCACUUUUUCUCCAAACAUUGAAGGGGAAUUUAUUCUGAGGCUCUUCACAGAUGUUCCAUCAGCACUCAGGGAGCUGAAACUGAACAAACCCAGACUGUCUUGCCUGGAUAUCCUUUUAGGUAUCCCUAAGAGGAUGUCCCUCAUUAAAGUCUACAGGGUGGAAGGACUCCAGAGUCAAAACAGUCAUGGGGAAACCAACCUGUAUAUAAUUAUUAAGUGUGAGAACAGCAAGAUUCGGUCUCACUCUCAGAAAGGCACUGGGACUGCUGUUUUCAACACCCAGGCUGUUUUCUACAAAAGGAAGGUUGACAGUCCCAUUAUUGUCCAGGUCUGGCACAAUGCUUUCUUUGACCGAUUCCUGGGAGAAAUCCGGUUGUCUGGGUCACCCAGUAACCCUCGGGAUCUUCAGAAGUACCAACUCCAUGGCAGAGGCCAGCAAGAAGCAGAAGUGCCAGGUCAAAUCACUAUCAAGAUACUUUCCACCGAUGACCUGGUAGAGCUAUGAGUUGCAGAGACUGAUAGGCCCCAAGAGGGAGCUAUGUUUUUCAUACAUGUGUAUGUUGCUGUUAGAAUCCCUUCUUUGGUCCAUAAUCUCUGGCUUGCAAAUGGACACUACCAAGACAGAGACUCUCUUUGUAAAGAGAAACGGGUGGGACCCGAUUGUCAUGAUAUGAUGAGCUCCUCUUUCUUCUUCCCUCUCUUCAGAUGCCGUUUACUUUACAGAUUGUAAUCAGUGCUAAACAAUGGUUCAUUCCUAAGCACUGAGUGAACUAUUGUUAGGAUUUUUCAGGCUUUGGAUUAGAAAAAUAAGAUGAUGUCACAGAAUUAACCAGACUAGGUUCCAAAUUCAAUUCCUGAAUAGCUUCACAUUAGUUUUCUCAGUGGAAGUGGAUCAUUGUUUGGGUCAGCUGAGUUACUUUUGGGAUGAAAUAUCAGCUUUAUCCCAAAUCUUGCCAGAACUAGGAAGAGCCCAUUCUUUUUUCUGCAUCUUCAGAAUCGAUGCAGCCACUGAAUAAGUGAUGCUAUAUUUGACGUGUGGGAUGACACAUCCCAUGAUGGGAGGCUUAAUGUUGCUGAAUGGCCAAAUAGGCGCUUUGAGUAGCUUGUCUUCACACAGCUCUAUCUUGUACUUGAGCCAAAUAAUAAUAAUAGUCACAUAAAAGGAAAAUUGUUCUCCAACAGUUGCCAUUUUUUCUUUUUUGAUGAACAGGUAGUCUCAACUUACGACACCAGUUGGGAGCAUCAGAUUUAUUGUCAAAUGGUGCACUCCUUAAGUGAAGCACCACAUUCAAUCUCACAACCUUUUUGCCACAGUUGCUAAGCAAAACAUCGCAUGAUUGCAAUUUGCAACCUUCCCUGCUAGGUUCCUUAUUGACUUUGCUUGUCAGAAGCCAGCUGGGAAGAUUGCAAAUGGUGAUCACAUGAUCCCAGUAUGCUACAGCUGUCCUAAAUGCACAACAGGUGCCUAGUUGCCUAAAUCACAAUCGCGUGAUUGUGGGGGCACUGCGAUGGUCAUAAAUGCAAGGACCAGUCAAAUCACUUUUUUCAACACUCUUGUAACUUUGAAUGGCUGUUAAACAAAUCAUCAUAAGUCAAAGACUACCUUUAUAUGUAGGACAAUAGUUCAUUAGACCUACUCUGGCAUAGGUUCCUACAGUGGGAAUAGCCCUCAAGCAGAGAAUCACCCCAAACAUUCCUGCUGAUGGGACGAGAGGCAGAAAUCAGGGCUGUUUUGGGGGGGGUCCCAAAGAAGCCUCGUCUCCUUACAUUCCAGGGGGUUCCUCAACAUCUGGGGUAUAUUUUCAGGGAGAUCCUUAAAAGGAUGGGGGUAAUGAGAAAAGACCUGUCAGACCUGCCACAACUUAAGCCUCUAAAUAGAAAUGAUCAUUGGCUCCAUUUGUUGAUAAAAGUAUAGUUUAUUAGAGGUAAAGUAUAUUGCUGUUAUGCAAAGCCAGAACUGAGAAUUGCACACCAAAAUCCCUAAAUUCAACUUUUCCCUCCCUUAGCAGUCUCUCAUUGCCCACCCCCGUGUAACCAAUCAGGUUCAGGUUAGGUAUUUUCAUAACAGUCAAUUAAAGCAUAAUUUAGUAUGCAGCUCCCUCUUUCUUCCAGGAGGUAUCUCGAGAAGAUACAGCAAUCACUUUUGUUUCCCCAACCAUUCCACCCCCUUCAUUCUCCCUCCCCACAGUUCAUGGCAGUCUGUCACCACAUAGCAGUGGAGCCCAAGGAAGCAUAAAGUGGCAACUGACAGGACCCAAGCACAUCUAAUGAGAGAAUUCCCCUGCUCCAUUCAGAGUCUGCAUUAAAUGAAAGGUGUCCUCUUAUUGCUACAGCAUUAUGGUGGAUUCAAAUCAAUGCACAGAAAUAAUAUCGGUACUUGCACUUUUCACUCCUGUCAGAGCAAGUCUCUAUAUAGAAUGUAUGCAAUAUAUUUAAACGCGCAUAGUAUAUUUUAAUAAACAUAUUAAAUAUCUAGAAUAAUAUAUUCUGCUAUUAGCAUCCUCUGGGUGAGUUAUAACAAUAGGCAUUUAUGUUGCACUUUUUAUAAGCACAAAGCACAUAUAUUAUUCAAGCAUUCUUUAUGUAAAUUGUAUAACAAAUGUACUUCUCUUUGUAUUAUUUAUGCCCAUACUGCAGAUGGAAAAAAGGGAAGACUGAGCUUACUUGCUGAGGAAGUACUGUUUGUUUUAAUACAGACGCACAGUAAAAUCUUGAAACCGAA
Messenger RNA from Pantherophis guttatus, 4416 nucleotides. RefSeq names its product calpain 6 (gene CAPN6). Lineage: Eukaryota; Metazoa; Chordata; Lepidosauria; Squamata; Colubridae. Gene Ontology annotation, biological process: proteolysis. Gene Ontology annotation, cellular component: cytoplasm. Gene Ontology annotation, molecular function: calcium-dependent cysteine-type endopeptidase activity. The record is from RefSeq and is a predicted model, not a curated record.